This is a messenger RNA of Paraglomus occultum, 747 nucleotides long. The record is from the annotation of a GenBank genome assembly. NCBI's taxonomy places the organism in Eukaryota, Fungi, Glomeromycota, Glomeromycetes, Paraglomerales, Paraglomeraceae.
AUGGACGACUCGCAGCGCUUGAUCUACGAUAACCCAAAUUUGUUUGCCAUUGUUUGUCGUCACAAAUGGCUUGUCAAAUUCUCAUUGAAUGCCAAUGUGCUGCCAUUCUUGGUAAAAGAUUCCAUUGACAUAGAUUAUCUACACUAUUUAUACGCUUACACAAGACACACGCAGUUGUCACGGGAUCUCAUCACGAGCAUGAUGAAGAACGCUAAGAAAUUUACUGUAACUAUUGCUUUUUGCUGCAGAAAGAAAAGUACGUUUUUGAGCAAUGCUGCAGUUAGAUCAACCCUAACAGCUGCACUCUGUCUGACAAAUUUUGCUUCACAAGUCGUAGAACGACAUAACAAACCCGAAAUUGAGGCUCGAUCCUCGGCUGAAGUAAUUCUCAACCCACUGGUAAUCUCUCGCAACGAGAAUGAAAAGGUGUUAAUAGAACCGUCCGUGAAUUCUAUCCGGUUUUCGAUCAAGAUCAAGCAAGCUGAUGAGAUAGAGAGGAUUCUCUGUCAUAAAUUUACCAGAUUCAUGAUGCUUCGCGCUGAGAACUUUGUUAUUUUGCGAAGAAAGCCUAUUCCGGGUUACGAUAUUAGCUUCUUGAUUACCAAUUUCCAUACCGAACAGAUGUUCAAGCACAAAUUAGUAGAUUUUAUUGUUCAGUUUAUGGAAGAGGUGGAUAAAGAGAUAUCCGAGAUGAAAUUGAGCAUUAAUUCGAGGGCAAGAAUUGUUGCAGAGUCUUAUCUUUUGCAG